CCUCAGAUCGUAGGAGCCUCGCGUUCGCAGCACAAUUACGCCACAAGGAAGGGAGCGCAAGAGUAGGCGAGGGUGAUGUGGCCGAGGAUCUGGGACCUGGGGAACUCGGGUCAGAAGAUGAUGCAACCCAGAUGAGAGAAAUUCACUUGACAGAGUUAGAGCGGGAAAGCGCCAAGGUGCUAGCGAUACGUCUGUUGUUAACAGGUAUGUCGAAUGCGAGUGAGCGAGUGAGCGAGUGCGAGGAGGUGAGGGAGGGCUCGCAGUCGCGAGUAAUAUUCCGCCGGACCCACCGAGAUUCUCGAGGGCGAGCACCGUCAGAUGGCCGAUCGCAAGGAUCACAGUCGAACGGAGGGAGGGCAAACGACAGGUGUUCCUGCUACGACGAGCCCUCAGUUGGUGCGCAAAUUUGGUAGAGACGUGCAAUUCUCAAACAUUAUGCACACAGUCAUCAUUCUCAUUCUAGAUCUAUGAUUGUUGACUUCUGGCUAGCGUUUCAUCAUAGCGUCCUGUGGGGGGAGAGCGAGGAGGCAAUAUUUAUAUUAUUGUUGGUCUCUCUAGCUCUUUCGCAGCUUGAAAAGGUCGAGGCUCCGGGCGGCCAGUGGAAGCGCUCUCCUUUUGAAUCUGUAAGAGCUCGGUGACCCUUUAGCUCGGCUCAAUAGAUUUCGUAGCUGCAGUGGCGGGGCAAUGCGGGGGCAGUGCUUGAGUGAGCUCGGGUCGGGGUCAGUCAAUCAAUAGACGAUAGAUAGAUUCGUUUCGUUAUGCUUUAUUUGUCUGGCUCUUUUCCAUCUCGGAAGGGUCGACACAAUUCACGAUCAGAACUGCCCUCGAGCGCGAUCGCUCGCAGCGAGCGAGCGAGCAACGACCAGUGCCGGAUCAUGACGACGAUGCUGCUGCUGCUGCUGCUUCUGUGAAGGCCGCCCGACGCCCGACGCCCGCCGCCCGCCCGCCCGCCUGCCUUCGACUUCGACCAGCUUAAGGCCCGGCCCAGCACCAUCGCCGGGGGCAGUUGGCAGCUGCAGACGCAUGCGAGCGCAGCCAGUACUUCAGCGUUUGCCAGCGUUCUAACCCUUUAAUGUGUUGCUUCAUCUUCUGGAUGUUUCACAGACAAUUGCUCUGUGUCGGCUCCUCCCGACUUGAGGCUACUUGCGGUGAAUCGUGUUCGCCUCACGCGCGCUGCUCGAGCUCUCAUUUCCCCUUCCAGAGAGCAUGGCGUACGAGCAAGCGCGGAUGAUGGCCAACCCGCCGCCCAAAGUAGUCAUUCCUGUGAUGCUCGGGGUUCUGACUGCCGGCAGGCAAACGAUAAACGAGGCUCGCGUGCUGGAAGCUCGGAUUUUGGAGAAACUCGACUCCGUGUCCGAGCUCGAUCUGGAUUUUAGGCUCAUAGAGGAUAACGAAAUGGCGACGCUCGGCCGAGCCUUCCAGCAGCGCCCGUUCCCGGGCCUCGAGAUCCUGAGCUUAUCGCAAAAUCGGGUCGAGGAGCUGGCCAUGCCCCAAAUUGCCCGGGCCAUCGAGACCGGCAACUUGUCCAACUUGAGAAAACUCAAUCUGUACAAAUGUCGCAUAGAUGGCGCCGGCGCCAUAAUGCUGGCCGAGGCCCUGCAGUCUGGAAACCUCUCGCGCCUGCAAAAUCUCGAACUGUCGUACAACAAUAUCGGCGACAUGGGGCUGGUGGCCAUCUCCAAUGCGCUGGCGUCCGGCUACGUGCCGGCCAUCAAAACCCUGUCGUUAGGCGGCGAUGUCGAAACCCAGGGCGAGGGGUUUCAUGUUCAGGGUUCGCAGGCCCUCGCGCGGGCGUUCCAGUCUGGUAAUUCGCCCCUCCUGGAGGACCUCCAAAUCUGGGGCAUCGUCGAGGAGGAGGGCGUGAUCGCCGUCAUUAAGGGGCUCGAAUCCAGAAUGGUCGGCUGCUUCAAGUCUCUGUAUUUCAGCAACUGCAAAAUUCGGCUCGACGGCGCCAAGGCUCUGGCCCGAGCUCUCCAGUCUCCAAGCUUCUCGUACCUCUCGCUGCUCGGCAUUUUCGAAAGCCCCAUGCUCGGGGACGAGGGAGUGGCCGCCCUGGCCGAGGCUUUCAAAUCCUCCAAUCUGAACAGUCUGGAGCACUUGUACCUAAACUAUGUCCGCAUGAAAGACAAGGGCUGGUCCGAGCUCACAGCGUUACUGGAAGCAGGGCACCUCCCCAAUUUGUCAGGGAUCUACGCCAUAGAAGAUUUUCAUCACAUCUCUCGAUCGAGCGCGGAAGCUCUGGCCAAAGCAUACCACAAUAACACAUCCCUGGUCGCCAAAGUAAUCGUCUGCAAAUGGCCCAACGAAGGUGUGGAAAAGGAAGUGGAGAAUCUCCGAAGCAUUAAUCAGAAUUUAAGAACGUCCACUAGUGCUGAAUAGGCUGCCAACGUGAAAAAUGUCAUCACGUCCCCGGGUCGGACUUCUCUUCUGAUCCGCCCAAUGUCAUGUAAUUUUAUAUCGCACAGAAAUAAGAUUGGCCAACAAAAUUAUGUUGACCGUCGGCUGCAUAUGCCACAAUUGAUUCAAAUCCGCUCUCGAUCUUAUGAAUGCGCUUGCUACCUCUGCUGGUCGUCCUGGCGCCGGAGUAUAUUCCCACAUCUCGUCCUGUCCGAUUCCCCCACCCAGACCCUGGUCCACCACGGCGGAAUCGAUAAUCAGUCCGUGGAUUUGCUCACCUCUGAUUAAAUAUCUUCGUCACGACUGUUUGUGUCGCUGGUGAUCAUCGACCGGCGCUGUCGAUAAUGUGACGGAGGUACAGGUGUCACAGGUUUAAAGGCUCCCGUGUUACCCCAUCGAUCUGUCUGCGUGUUAUUUAGACAAACAUCUGAUUCCGAGCACGUAUAUCAAUAUUCUCAAAAGUCCGCG
This is a messenger RNA of Marchantia polymorpha subsp. ruderalis, 2865 nucleotides long. The record is from the annotation of a GenBank genome assembly. Lineage: Eukaryota; Viridiplantae; Streptophyta; Marchantiopsida; Marchantiales; Marchantiaceae.